Messenger RNA from Procambarus clarkii (red swamp crayfish), 1034 nucleotides. Its product is annotated as ribosomal RNA-processing protein 7 homolog A. Gene Ontology annotation, molecular function: RNA binding. Gene Ontology annotation, cellular component: CURI complex; UTP-C complex. Gene Ontology annotation, biological process: ribosomal small subunit assembly; rRNA processing. The record is from RefSeq and is a predicted model, not a curated record. NCBI's taxonomy places the organism in Eukaryota, Metazoa, Arthropoda, Malacostraca, Decapoda, Cambaridae.
AUAAAUAUCUUUAACUGUGUAAAUUCAAAACAUUGAUAUUAGUGUGGCGUGCUAGCGGAGUAAUAAAUUAAAACUUUGCAGGACCAUUGAAUGUGAGGCGGAGUGUAAACAAUAUGUCUGUGGAGGCGAGGAGCAGCGUGCUGGGGUUUAGAGUUGUUGGGCUCAAAUUCAGUGAGGAAAAUAAAGGGGUUCAUCAAUUGUUAUGGAAACAGCACACAAUCCGGACACACAGUGAUUUGAAGCCCACUGACCGUACUCUCUUUGUAGUCAACGUUCCACCCUACUGUACAAAGGAGGCAUUCCAACGGUUAUUUUCAGAAUAUGGAAAAGUUCAGAAUGUGUACUUUCAUAAAAAGCCAACUUCAGGGCCGCCUCAGGUGGCCAAGUACCCGUAUUUCUCUACCGUAGCACCAGUCUUGGGCUUCAAAGUGGCUUACAUAGUAUUUACACAUUCAUCUGCAAUCAAGAAAGCCAUGUCUGUUUCACCUGCCACAGUCUUGGUACUGUCUUCACAGGAACACCCAAUACUAACAGGAGUGCAGAAAUGGCGGCAGCAAUACAAUGAACAGUUUGUCAGCCAAGCCAAAAUGAAUGACGAAAUUAAAGGCCUGAUGGCAGAGUAUGACAGGAAAAAAGAACAAGAAAAAGCAGCAGCCCAACAGGAGCCUGAUGAUGAAGGCUGGGUCACAGUUACCUCAAUGAAGAAAAAGAAGCCAAAGGUAGAGAAAGUGGAUGAAUUAAAAAGCAAGAAGAAUAGGAAGAAAAAGAAACGACAGCAGUUGGUUAAUUUCUACACCUUUCAGCACAGACAAGCAAAGAUGGAUCAUCUUGCUCAACUACGUAAGAAGUUUGAAGAGGACAAGAAGAGGAUAAACCUAAUGAAGGAGUCAAGGAAGUUCCGGCCAUACUGACCCAUCAACUGCACACAGGAAAAUUAUUUAAUGUGAUACAUAAGGUUUAGUAGAGAAGGGGGCGAAGAAUGCCUGUAAACCAAUACUGUAUCGUAAUAUUUAACCUAUUAAAUAGAAUUCUCA